GCCCACGCCCCUCACCACCUGAAGGCCGCCCCCGUAUCACUCUCGCAUCAGGCUGUCUAGACAAACAUGGCCAAGAAAAAGAAUAAGCAGAUCCUCCGUCCGUGGUGCUGGUAUUGUGAGAGGGAGUUCGAGGAUGAGAAAGUGCUAAUGCAGCACCAGAAGGCCAAGCACUUCAAAUGCAAUAUGUGUCCUCGUCGCUUGAACACAGCAGGCGGUUUGGCAGUUCAUAUCCAGCAAGUCCAUAAACUCGAGCCUGAGAAUCUUCCUCGAAUUGAGAAUGCCCUCCCGGGACGUGAUGGCUACGAAGUGGAGAUUUUCGGUAUGGAGGGCAUCCCAGCCCCGGAUGUGGCGGACUACAAGCGACGUAAGGAGAUCGAGCUUGGUUUGAACCCCGGCACUAUCACGCAGCCACAGGCGAAGCGGCCGAAGGUUGAAAACCGUCCCCUCUCGGAGGACGAGCUGAAGGCGCAGCUCGAGGCCCACAAGGCCCUCAUGGGCGCUUCGGAAGUAUCCAGUGUUCCUUCAGUGCCAGAAGGGGCAUCAGGCGCGGUGUACGCAGCCCCUUCGCAAACAUAUGCCGCCCCUCCGACUGCAGUCCCGACGCCCGUCAUGUCCCCUCCCGGUAUCCCUCCUGUUAUGCCACCAGGUGCGCCCCCCUUCGUGCCCGGAGUUCCUCCUCCAGGUUUCCCAGGACAGCCACCUUUCCCGUUGCCUGGCAUGCCUCUACCGCCUGGUAUGCCACCACCGCCGGGAUUCCCGGCCGUGCCUCCACCAUUCGCUGGUCAGCCGCCCCCAGGCCUGCUGCCUCCGGGUGCGCCACCGUUCCCUCCAGGUGUGAGACCUCCUUUUCCACCUCCAUUCUUUCCCCCCGGUAUGCCGCCACCUGGUAUACCACUUCCAGGAUUCUCGCCGCCUCCGGGGGUUGUCCCUCCUGGCGUCGUUCCUCCUAUGCCCGGUGCGUCAUCAAUAUCACCUGCGGGAGUACCUGGGGCUCCAGCACCUCCCGGUGCUCCCAAUUUCGUCCCAUCUACCGCUCCUACGGUCCAAGCGACGCCGCCUACCCAACAUCAGCAGCAACAGCAGCAAUUCGCACCCACAGUGCCACCGACUCCGCUGGUGUUGCCGAAUCCGUCGUUGGCGCAGGUCAAUCCCACAUUCAAGAAGGAUACCGUUCUCAAGUGGCAAGAUCCGAACUUUUCCCCCGAGGAAAGACGGUCGAGACACCCUAAGUACUUCUUCCCUGUGUCCACUGACGGCCCUGUGCCCAACGUGCCUGCCGAGGAGAUGCGCGGCAAGAAGCGAGCCAGGGCCGAGGACUUCUUGUAGCCGACGAAAGCAGCUCUGCACUUGCUGGCGCCGAAGAUUUUUGAGAUGGGAAGACGCUACGUCGCAGCGCAAGAAUGGGAUGUGCUCAUCAGUCCGUCCCCUCUACCCGUUACUUUUCCCCAUCACCGGUUUGACUCAUUCCUGCCUUACGCAUGUUUCCGACGGUCAAGUCGGACGAGAGGAGGUCUCAUAAGAAGCUGGUGGUAGCCUUUAGGCAGAUCAUGCGGUGCGGUGCUUUCAACCCUUCCCUUAUGUUACGUCUUUUUACCGAUAGCAUGCACUGGUACUAUGUACGGUCGGUCGUUUCUUCUCUUUCCCAAUCUUGUCACGCGACAGCUAGCACUCGCGGCGUUGCAGCACUCCGUACAUGUAUAAGAAAGGUUUGUGUGUUUGUGUGU
Molecule: messenger RNA, 1724 nt
Organism: Dichomitus squalens LYAD-421 SS1
Lineage: Eukaryota; Fungi; Basidiomycota; Agaricomycetes; Polyporales; Polyporaceae
Exons: 6
Coding region: 67-1326 (419 amino acids)
Cellular component (GO): nucleus
Source: RefSeq, a predicted model, not a curated record